CUCCUACCACUAGUAGUUGUAGUGGGAAUGUUACCAUUGGACCUAGGAUUCGUAAAUCUAGGUUGGAUUCCUUCUUUGUGCCUCGCACUACUCCUGGGUCCCAACCGUCGCUUGAGGGCAUGGGUUGGAACAAGGAGGUCCAUGAUGCUGCUAAAAUGGCAAUUGGCAGGUUUUGGAGCUACAGCUGUAUUCCAUUCUUUGUAGCCAGGUCUCCUUAUUGGCAACAAAUGGUUGAUGCCAUUACCAUAUGUGGGGCGAGGUUCAAAGCCCCUAGUGAGAGUGAUUUGAGGGGACCCAUUUUGUCUCAAAUGGUGGAUGAUGUGAAAAAGGAUUUAGAUGAACAACGCCACAUAUGGAGCACUAAAGGUUGCACCAUCAUGACUGAUGGUUGGACAGAUAGGAGAAAUAGAACUCUCCUUAAUUUUCUUGUUUCUUCCGCAGGGGGCACCGUUUUCAUCAAGUCCAUUGAUGCCUCUGCCCAUUGCAAGAAUGCCACCUACCUAUGUGAGCAGAUAGAGGAGGUGAUUGAAGAUGUGGGUGAGGAGAACGUGGUACAGGUGGUGACCGACAAUGCAGCAAAUUAUGUUGCUGCGGGUAAACUUUUGAUUACAAACUAAUUUUGUUUGCAAAUUAAUUACUAUCUUGUAGUUUGUAC
Messenger RNA from Cryptomeria japonica (Japanese cedar), 655 nucleotides. RefSeq lists its product as uncharacterized. The record is from RefSeq and is a predicted model, not a curated record. The coding region runs from base 120 to 617 and encodes 165 amino acids. NCBI's taxonomy places the organism in Eukaryota, Viridiplantae, Streptophyta, Pinopsida, Cupressales, Cupressaceae. The transcript has 3 exons.